AUGAAGAAAUUGGGACUUGCAAAAGAUGUGUUCAUUCCGACGGCCGAUCUGAGACUUCAAAGAGGUACUAGAACGACGCAACACGAAUCCGUACCGAGUCUUGAAUCAAACGCCUUACCCUCGUUUGAUGUGGAUAGACCCUCAGACUCCAUUUCUGAUUCCAAUUCGCUAUCGAACACAAUACCAACAUCUGUUCCCGAAACGGCUGGAUCUUCUUCAAACACAAGAGCCACACCCUCUUCUUAUAUGGUCAAUUCUGAUGAAGAUGAAGCAAGUGAACCCUCUGGCUCAAGUAUCGAUACUAUUGCGAACGCCGCGUCAACUCUCUCUUCGCUUACGAUCGACCCUUCGCUCAAACUAGAGAUCAGUAUCAGUGUAGAGGCCAAUAUUGAUCCAAGUCCAACUUCUGCAUUGUUUCGCUCUACAGCCAGCUUCUCUUGA
Messenger RNA from Sclerotinia borealis F-4128, 441 nucleotides. The record is from the annotation of a GenBank genome assembly. Lineage: Eukaryota; Fungi; Ascomycota; Leotiomycetes; Helotiales; Sclerotiniaceae.